Messenger RNA from Magnolia sinica, 836 nucleotides. Its product is annotated as protein EPIDERMAL PATTERNING FACTOR 2-like. The transcript is spliced from 3 exons. The coding region runs from base 93 to 581 and encodes 162 amino acids. Gene Ontology annotation, biological process: stomatal complex development; guard cell differentiation. Lineage: Eukaryota; Viridiplantae; Streptophyta; Magnoliopsida; Magnoliales; Magnoliaceae. The record is from RefSeq and is a predicted model, not a curated record.
CUAGCACUCGACGUGGAUCAUGUGAUGUGUACCAAAGAUCUCAGCCCUUCAUUUAUAUCACCCACUUUCAAAUCUCAACAUAUAUAAUAACCAUGCCCCUACCGUAUCCCAUACACGUCCUUAAGAUAGUGCAUGCUAUCAUAUUCCAUUUCUACGUCUGUUUAUUUCCUUCUUUAUUCUUUUGUUGUUUUGGAAUUCUAGAACUUGGGUUGGUGCUGAAAAUGAACAAGUUCGUCUGUUUAACGGUCCACAUGAACCUUUUUGUGGCUGCCAUUUUCCUAUCAUUUCUCAUUGCAUGUGAGAGUCUUCGAUCACCCCCAGAUAUUAAUAUGGGCUUGAAAGAUAGGGUCAGCUUGCAUGUGCAAAAGAACCAUGUAAUCCAUAAGGAACGAGUACAAGAAGAGCCUAAAACGGAAAUCUACCCUACUGGUUCAAGCUUACCAGAUUGCUCCCAUGCAUGUGGGCCAUGCUUCCCAUGCAAGCGGGUGAUGGUCAGCUUCCAGUGCUCCAUCGCUGAGUCCUGCCCCAUCGUCUACCGUUGCAUGUGUAAGGGGAGAUAUUUCCACGUUCCUUCCAAUUGAUGCUUUCGAUCACACCCGUUUGUUGAAGCGCGCCGCCCAUUUUCAAGUUUCCUCUGAAGAUCAAGGGCUGUGAUUUCUGAUCCGAGAUCACCUAUUUCUGGGUGUCUCUCACAUACAUGUUGUUGCUACAUUUCCUGUUUUGUCUUGUAUUUGUACGGUCGAAAUUUCAGAAAAAAGGAAUAAAGAAAAGAAAAGAAAAGAUUAGUAGGUUGAGGCAUUAUGUAAAUAGUAGUAAAGGUUAGAUUGAAUCUGACU